Molecule: messenger RNA, 1701 nt
Organism: Colletotrichum siamense
Lineage: Eukaryota; Fungi; Ascomycota; Sordariomycetes; Glomerellales; Glomerellaceae
Gene: 4CLL7-0
Product: 4-coumarate--CoA ligase-like 7
Exons: 2
Coding region: 1-1701 (566 amino acids)
Biological process (GO): secondary metabolic process
Molecular function (GO): CoA-ligase activity
Source: RefSeq, a predicted model, not a curated record
AUGCCGAUCAAGUCACGGUGGUCGGAGCCGAUUCCGAACUGCUCUCUCCAGAAAUGGAUCUUCGGCUCUUCCUGCGCGCCCCUCUCCGACCGAAAGGCUUUCUAUGACGCCGACCGGCCAGAGACGCACUACCUGACCUUCGCCGACUACCGCCUCGUCGCAAAGCAGAUCGCCAUCGGCCUGCAAAAGGCCGGCCUCAAGCCAGGCGACCGCGUGCUCCUGUUCUCAGGGAAUAACCUUUUCUUCCCCGUCAUCUUCAUCGGCGUCCUCAUGGCCGGCGGUAUCUUCACUGGCGCCAACCCGACUUUCGUCCCUCGCGAACUCGCCUACCAGCUCAAAGACAGCGGGGCCGUCUUCAUGGUUGCUGCCGAGGGCAGCUUAGACACAGCUCUCGCUGCCGCCAAGGAGGUCCAGAUGCCAGCGAGCAACGUCUUUGUGUUCGAUACUACAAUCCCGGGCUCAUCGCAACCCGAGAAGCCCGCGCGGGGUGGUGCUCGUCACUGGACGGAGUUGAUUGCUCCAAAGGCCCAGGCAGAGAAGUUCGAGUGGGUUGAACCCGCGGAUGCGCGCACGACGACCUGCUGUCUGAACUACAGCUCCGGCACCACCGGUGUGCCGAAAGGCGUGGAGAUCACGCACUACAGUUACGUUGCCAACGGAUGCGGUGUCGUCAAGGUCUCGGCUUUGGAAGAGGAUCACGAGGCUUCAAUUGCUCGCUCCGUCGGGCUCUGCUUCCUGCCUCUAUAUCACGCAUAUGCUCAGACAUACUUCGUCGCCAACUUUGCCAAGCAAGGCAUUCCAGUCUACAUCAUGACGGGCUUCGACUUCGUCAAGAUGCUCACUUACAUCCAGCGCUACCGCGUCACCCAGCUCGUCAGCGUGCCACCCAUCUUGGUGGCCCUGACCAAGCACCCCAUCACCGCAAAAUUCGACCUGAGCAGUCUCGAGUCUGUCGGCUCCGGUGCUGCCCCGCUCGCCGAGGAUGUUGCACGACAGGCAGAGAAGCUACUAAAGAAGCCCGAUCUUAUCGUUCGUCAGGGUUGGGGCAUGACAGAGGUGACGUGCACAGCCAUGACAUGGGACCCCUCGCGGUUGGUGCGCAGUUCCUCCGUGGGCGAGCUCAUGCCAAACUACAUGGCGAAGCUCGUCGAUGAGAGCGGCAAGGAGAUUACCGAGCCCAAGGUACCCGGUGAACUCCUCGUCACCGGCCCCACGGUUAUGCGUGGCUACUGGCGCAACCCGAAGGCCACCCAGGAGACUAUUGACACCGAUUCAGAGGGCAACCGCUGGCUGCGGACCGGUGACAUUGCAUACGUCGACGAGUUCAAGACGGGAGGCCUGUUCUACAUCGUCGACCGCAAGAAAGAGCUUAUCAAGGUCAAGGGGAACCAGGUUGCUCCCGCAGAGCUUGAGGCUUUGCUCCUCGAGCGUCCAGAUAUCGCUGAUGUAGCCGUUAUCGGCGUCACCAUCAACGGUGAGGAGUUUCCGCGUGCGUACGUUGUUCGGUCGCCUGGAACCAACACCUCCGGCGAGGAAAUUGCGAAGUGGUUGGAGGAGAGGGUCGCUAAGCAUAAGCGCCUAAGGGGCGGCGUAGCGUUCACGGAUGUUAUCCCUAAGAACCCGUCUGGAAAGAUUUUGCGUAAGAUUCUCAGGGAGCAGGCCAAGAAAGAAGUAGGAGACGAGCCAUUGGCUAAAUUGUAA